AGAAAGCCAAGUUAAAACAAUAAAGUGCUUUAGCGUUUUGCAAGCAGAAGACCAUAUGUGUUUUAUACGGGUUCUUUUUCAGAGAUUUGGGUAGAACUAAAACAAUUAAGUCAUUUCAAUUUUUUAGAAAGCACCGCAUCCUAGUAGGUAAGUUGCAUAAAUCUUUGAAUCCACCAAUUAUUGCUCAUGGCAGAAACAGUGGAGUCUUCAACUGGAGACUAUACAUGAGUUAGCUGAGGAAUGAGGAAUCAUACACCAUGCAUGCCAUUUAGCUCCUUCUCCUUCUUUGUUUCCCAAUCUUACACGGAAGCAUUCUAUCAUCGUUCACACUGUGGCGAGGCAAUGUGCAGAACAUGCUGCAGCUUCAUUUUCUUAAUCGCCCUUCUCCUUCCUCCAGUGCUCGUCAAGACAGCUGAGAAUCCCGAUUGGAUUUGCAUCGGCGGCGUAAACCCGGCGAACAGCACCUUCAGUCACAACCUGCAACAAGCACUGGCCUCUCUUGUGGCCAAUGUGUCCCUCACCGGCUACUACAAUGUUACCGUAGGAAAGAGCCCCAACCAAGUCAUUGCCGCCGUCCAGUGUCGUGGUGAUAUUGACGGCGAAGUUUGCGACGUCUGCGUCUCUGUUGCUGCCUCACAGGUCACUCUGCGGUGCCCCAGGAACAGAGUGGUUGCCGUUGUCCUCCAGAGCUGCUUCAUGUACGUCACCGAUCCCAACUUUACGAUUCCUCGAUCGUUUAUGAAUGUCUCCUUCCAGACAGCUGAAGCCAUCCCCGACCCUGAAAGAUUCAAGCCCAUGCUCACCUCCUUCUUCAACAAUCUCAUCAUUUCCGUCACCACCAACCCUUCAGGCCGCUUGUAUUGGGGCGACAGUUUCAGGUAUACUCAGAACUUGACUGUCUAUGCCAUGGCGCAGUGCCUUCAGAACCUAACCCCAAAGAGCUGCAGACCUUGUUUAGACGAAGCCUUGGCUAUAAUGCUCAAAGAUGCUACAGAUACAACAAGCAGUACAGUUUUCCAUAAUAUCGAAUGCGGUGUAGGUUACGACAUCUUUCCUUUUUUCACUCCCCCACCUCACAAGAUUGCUCCAAGCAGCGCCAUUUCCAUCUCAACUAGCUGCUUCCCACCACCAUUGAUCGACAAGGUUAGCAGCCCGUUUCAUAGAAACCUCAAGGCCUUGCUCAGCCCGUUUCAUAGAAACCUCAAGGCCUUGCUCAAUAAUUAUCUGAUAGUGUACGCACCUUUCCCUGGCUUCUACGACGAAACCGUCGGCUUGGGCUCCAGCCAAGUCUACGGCCAAGCCUUGUGCCGAGGCGACAUCACUAAGGAUGUUUGCUGGCAUUGCAUAGCCCAGGCUUCUACCAAAAUCCAAGAGUUAUGCCCCAACAGCAGAAGGGCAAUCAUAUGGCUCGACCUCUGCCAUUUGCGCUACUCCGACGAGAACUUUGCCGGCACAGUAGAUGUCCAGGACAGGGCAUGCCAACCAUCAGCGGAGAACACAUCGAAUCCGACGAGCUUCGAUGAGAAUUUGAGAAUCCUCUUCUCUAACUUGACCUCGAAGGCCGUGCAGAGCUCUUCCACUCACUUCUUUGCUACAGGAAAAACCCUGCUUCCUGACUCACAAACGAUCUACGCUUUAGUGCAGUGCGUGAGAGACAUAUCUGCAGACCAAUGUGUGUGGUGCUUGCGGAAUGCCAGCGCUGAUAUUGAGGGGUGCUUUAAUGGAAGGCAAGGCGGUCGAAUCCUCAGGGGAAGCUGUAGCCUGAGUUUUGGGAUGCAGUCUUUCUUUGCAGGCGAUCCAGCGCUGGUUUCAUCUGUGCAGCCGAAUCAUGGGUACCGCCGCCGAUGGAUGCUUGUUCUCAUUGGCUUCAUUGGUGGGCUACUGCUAACAGCAGCCUUCGCUUUUUGCUUAGUUGAGAAACUAAAACAACAUCUAGAGAAGCUAAAACAGAAAGAGACAACUCUCACUGAUACUGAGAGUGCAGAAGAGAAUGAGACAACCUUUGAUUUACCACAAAUCAGCCUGAGGACAAUACAAGAUGCUACAGAUAAAUUUUCAGAAUCAAAAAAGCUUGGGGAAGGUGGAUAUGGACCUGUCUACAAGGGGAAACUUCCCGAUGGACAGGAAGUAGCUGUGAAGCGGCUGUCCGGACGAUCUAGGCAGGGUUUAAAGCAGUUCAGGAAUGAAGUUGAGUCGAUGGCGAAACUUCAACACACAAACCUGGUCAGGCUCAUUGGUUGCUGCUCAGAAAAAGGGGAGAAGUUGCUCAUAUAUGAAUAUAUGCCCAACAAAAGCCUUGAUUUCAUCCUCAGGGAUCCAAGAAGGCGUGCUUCGUUGGACUGGGAAAAACGGUUCAAUAUCAUCAUAGGAAUUGCAAGGGGGAUGCUUUAUCUACACCAAGAUUCACGACUCAACAUCAUUCAUCGGGAUCUCAAAGCAAGCAACGUGCUGUUAGACGAGCAACUGCAUCCUAAGAUUUCUGACUUCGGAUUGGCAAGGAUCUUCAGUGGAGUUCAGGGCCACGCAACUACCAGUGUCAUUGUUGGUACAUAUGGAUAUAUGGCUCCAGAGUAUGCCAUGGAUGGUGUGUUUUCUACUAAAUCUGAUGUCUACAGCUUUGGUAUUUUGUUGUUGGAAAUCAUCAGCGGCCAACUGAAUGCAGCAAGUUUUUGUGUUACUCUUGAUGAGAGUCGCAGCCUCGUUGAGCGUGCAUGGAGUUUGUGGUGUGAAGAAAAAGGAACAGAGUUCAUCGAUCCAGUCCUCAAAGACACUACUACUUCAACAGCUGAUCAAAUGCUAAGGUGUUUGCAAAUUGGCUUGCUCUGCAUUGAAGAAGAUGCUGCAACUAGACCAACCAUGUCAACGGUGCUUAUCAUGCUUGGCAACAAUUCUUUGGACCUUCCCGUGCCCACACAACCUGCAUUCAUCAUGGAAAAUGCUACAGACUCAAGCCGACAACGUUCUUAUGUUUUUCGGCCUGUUGCCUAUGAAAUCGCCACUUGGUCGGUGAUAUACAAAAAAGAAUUCUCUCAUCGUUCACAGGGUGGUGGGAAGAUGUGGAGAACAGCAUGCUGCUUCAUCUUCCUAAUUGUCCUCUUCCUCCCGCUGGGGUUCGUUGACAUGACUGAAACUCCCUUUUGGUACUGUGCCGGCAGCUCAAACUACACGGCGAACAGCACCUUCAGCCACAACCUGCAGCGGGCGCUGGCCUCUGUGGUAGCCAACGUUUCCCUCACCAGUUUCUACAAUGUCACCGUGGGCAAGAGCCCCGACCAAGCACUUGCCACUGCUCAGUGUCGAGGCGACCUCGACGGUGAAGCUUGCCAGGUCUGCGUCUCUGAUGCUGCCUCACAGGUCGCCGAGCUGUGCCCUCAGAACAGAGCGGCUAUCAUUUUCUUCGAAAGCUGCAUCAUGUACUGCCGUGACGCCAACUUCACCGUGCCUCAAUCAUUUAUGAAUUUGUCUCUUCCGAGGCUCGAGGCCAUCCCCGACCCCCAAAGAUUCAGGCCCAUACUCAUUUCCUUCUUCAACAAGCUCAUCCUUUCCACAACCACCAACCCUUCAGGCCGCUUGUUCUGGGGCGACAUGUUCAGGUACACUCAGAACCUGACUAUCUACGCCACCGCACAGUGCGUUCAAUACCUGUCACCUAAGGGCUGCAGAUCUUGCUUAGACAUAGCCUUCGCUCAAAUGCUCAAGAAUUUUGGAGAUAGACAGGGCGGUGUAGUUUACCAUAACAUCGAGUGCCUGGUAAGAUUCGAGCCCUUUUCCUUUUUCACUCCACCACCUCAAAAGAUUGAUCCAAACAACGGCGCUUCCUUCUCAAGUAAUUGCUCCCAACCAACAUCAAGCAACAAGGUCGGCACCCCCUUUCAUAAAAAUCUCAAGGCUCUGCUCUCUUAUUUGAUAGAGAAUGCACCUUUAUCUGGUUUCUAUAAUGAUAACGUUGGCCUGGGCUCCGGCCAAGUCUACGGUCAGGCCCUGUGCCGAGGCGACAUCCCCAAUGACGUUUGUUGGCACUGCACGGCCCAGGCUUCUAGCAAAAUCCAAGAACUGUGCCCCAACAGUAGAAGGGCCAUCAUAUGGCUCGACCACUGCCAAUUGCGCUACUCUGACGAGAAGUUCGGCGGUAUGGCAGACGUCUCCGACGGAGCAUGCCAACCAGCAGAAGAAAAAGCGUCAAACCCCGCGAGCUUCUAUCAGAAUUUGAGAAUCCUCAUAUCCAACCUGACCUCACUGGCGAUGCAGAGUUCUUCCAAUCACUUCUUUGCUACGGGAAUGUCCGUAAUUCCCGACUCACAUAGGAUCUACGCCUUGGUGCAGUGCGUGGGAGAUAUACCUGUGGAUCGAUGUAGGUGGUGCUUGCAGAAUGCGAGCUCCGAUAUUGAGGAUUGUUCUAAUGGAAGGCAAGGCGCUAGACUCCUCAGGGGAAGCUGCAUUGUGGCUUUUGGAGUGCACCCCUUCUUUUCUGGCGAUCCAACACUGGUAUCACUUCCGCAGACCAAUCAUGGUAAUAAGCUUUGGUGGAUAGUUCUUCUCAUCUGCUUAACUGGCGGGCUCCUGCUAGUAGCAGCCUGUGCAUUGUGCUUAGUUCGGAGAAGAAAGCAACAUCUGGAGAAGCUAAAACAAAAGGAAGCAACCUCAAUCGAUAUUGACAGUGUCAAAGAGAAUGAGGAGGUGAACUAUGAUUUACCGCGGAUCAGCCUGAGGACAAUAGAAGACGCUACGGAUAAAUUUUCAGAAUCAAAUAAGCUUGGGGAAGGUGGGUAUGGUCCGGUCUACAAGGGCAAGCUUCCCAAUGGACAGGAAGUAGCUGUGAAGAGGCUGUCUGGACGGUCUGGGCAAGGUUUGAAGGAAUUCAAGAAUGAAGUUGAGUUGAUAGUCAAACUUCAACAUGUAAACCUGGUUAGGCUCAUUGCUCUCUGCUUGGAGAAAGGGGAGAAGAUGCUCAUUUAUGAAUAUAUGCCCAAUAAAAGCCUUGAUUUCUUCCUUAAGGAUCCAGAAAGCCGUGUAUUGCUGGAUUGGGAAAAGAGGUUCAAUAUCAUAAUAGGAAUAGCAAAGGGGAUCCUUUAUCUUCACCAAGAUUCUCGACUCAAUGUCAUUCAUCGGGAUCUCAAAGCGAACAAUGUGUUGUUAGACGAGCAACUGAAUCCUAAAAUUUCUGACUUCGGAUUGGCAAGGAUUUUCAGCGGAGUUCAGGGCCAGGCAACUACCAGCAUCGUUGUUGGUACAUAUGGAUAUAUGGCUCCAGAGUAUGCAAUGGAUGGCGUCUUUUCAACAAAAUCUGAUGUCUACAGCUUUGGCAUUUUAUUGUUCGAAAUUAUCAGCGGCCAACUGAAUUCUGAAAGCCUUUCUGCAAUUCUUCUGGGUCGUAGUCUUGUUGAACAUGCAUGGAGCUUGUGGUGCGAAGAGAAAGGGACAGAGUUCAUCGAUCCAGUCUUCAAGGACGCUGCUACUUCAACAAGUAAUCAAAUGCUACGAUGUCUGCACAUUGGCUUUCUCUGCAUUCAAGAAGAUCCUGCAACCAGGCCAACGAUGUCGACGGUGGUUCUCAUGCUUGGGAACGAUUCGGUGGACCUUCCCUUACCCAAGCAACCUGCAUCCUUUGGGGAAAAUGUUGCAGAUUCAAGCCAACGAUGUUCUUCUGUUAUUACGUCUGUGGCUUCCGAAAUUACAACAAAGUAAGGGCAUCAAACGUUGGAUCACCAGGAAAUCUGAAGAAAAAGAUGUAUGCAACAUGUCAGGGCUCUAAAUUAAUAACAAAUUAUGAGUUAACUGAUUA
Molecule: messenger RNA, 5782 nt
Organism: Nymphaea colorata (pocket water lily)
Lineage: Eukaryota; Viridiplantae; Streptophyta; Magnoliopsida; Nymphaeales; Nymphaeaceae
Exons: 14
Coding region: 241-5685 (1814 amino acids)
Biological process (GO): protein phosphorylation
Molecular function (GO): protein kinase activity; ATP binding
Source: RefSeq, a predicted model, not a curated record